This is a messenger RNA of Cadophora gregata, 738 nucleotides long. RefSeq lists its product as uncharacterized. Gene Ontology annotation, molecular function: pyroglutamyl-peptidase activity. The record is from RefSeq and is a predicted model, not a curated record. Gene Ontology annotation, biological process: proteolysis. NCBI's taxonomy places the organism in Eukaryota, Fungi, Ascomycota, Leotiomycetes, Helotiales, Ploettnerulaceae. Gene Ontology annotation, cellular component: cytosol. Bases 1 to 738 code for a protein of 245 amino acids. The transcript is spliced from 2 exons.
AUGACUCCUCGCCGACAUAUUUCAAGACACAUAUUACUGGAUCCAAAUUUCAAUGAAAUAAUUCUUUCAGCAAUUAAAGAUGCCCACGAGCCCAAAAUCCUGGUAACCGGCUUUGGCCAAUUCCUCAACAUCAAAACCAACCCCUCUUGGGAAAUUGCCUCACUCCUACCAUCAACUGUUGAUGGCGUCCGGAUCAUCGUCCCUCCCGAGCCUCUUAAAGCAGAAUAUCAUUCACUUCUCGAAAUCACGAAACUCCUCGACGAGCAUCAGCCUGAUGUAGUCAUCCACAUAGGCCUCGCUGCCGAUCGUGACUAUUUCGCCAUUGAGAGAGGCGCGGAUAGAGACGGAUAUCAUCAGAUUCCGGAUGAGAAAAGGAAGGUUUUCACGAGAGCUGAGACGAAGAAAGUUUGGGGGAAAAGUCCGGCGAGGCUGGAUACUACACUGGAUGUUGAGGAGAUUUUGGGCAGGUGGAAAGAGAAUUUAGCCUCGGGUGCUGCAAAGUCGAAGGGUAAAGAGAAGCCCAAGCCAGUUGAUGUUAGAACCAGUGAUGAUGUUGGAAAUUAUGUUUGUGGUUUUGUUUACUAUACGAGCAUGGAAUGGUUCUGGAGGAAGUAUGGGGCACAAGGCGAGAGAAGGGUCUUGUUUUUCCACGUCCCGAAGCAGGAGGGUGGAUUUGAGCAAGGGAAAGAUGUUACUAUUGCGUUGAUCAAAGGUGUGAUUGGAAGUUGUGGGUUGUAG